Hemibagrus wyckioides is the source of this 978-nucleotide messenger RNA. RefSeq names its product trace amine-associated receptor 13c-like. The record is from RefSeq and is a predicted model, not a curated record. Lineage: Eukaryota; Metazoa; Chordata; Actinopteri; Siluriformes; Bagridae. Gene Ontology annotation, cellular component: membrane. The transcript has a single exon. Gene Ontology annotation, molecular function: trace-amine receptor activity. Gene Ontology annotation, biological process: G protein-coupled receptor signaling pathway. The coding region runs from base 1 to 978 and encodes 325 amino acids.
AUGAACCUGACGGAGUUUAAUCAGUCUGAUCGCUGUGAGCAUUUCUCCUGUCCAGAGAGAUCUGUAUCUCCUGCAGUUUAUAUCUUACUGUACGUGUGUUCAGCUGCUGUGGUUCUGCUAACAGUGUGUGGAAAUCUGCUGGUCAUCAUCUCUGUUCUUCACUUCAAGCAGCUUCACACACCAACCAACAUGCUGGUGCUCUCUCUGGCUGUGUCGGAUUUCUUUAUUGGCAUUUUUAUGAUGCUGCCAUUGUUCAUCUGGUCGAUUGAGUCCUGCUGGAUUUUUGAUACAGGGUAUUGCACUUGUUGGAUGCUCACUUCUUUCUUUCUUGUUACUAUAUCCAUCUAUAAUAUCGUUUUGAUCGCUGUAGAUCGGUAUUUGGCUCUCGCAAACCCUUUUCUCUACACAAACAUGAUCUCUAGAAGGACAAUGUGCAUUGUGGUUUACAUUAACUGGUUUGUGUGGUUGGUAUAUAACACAGCACUCUGUUAUUUCAAUGGAAACUUCACUAGUUCUGUAAUGUGUCCUGGAGAGUGUUUAGUCAUUGUGAAUGAGGUUUUGUCUGUAAUCGAUCUUGUAGUUUCAUUUAUAUUUCCACUUUCUGUCAUAAUCAUAUUGUAUACUCGAGUUUUUGUGAUUGCUAAGAAACAUGCCACUGCUAUCAGAGAGCUUAAUAAUCACACACGACCUAAAACACAGAAAAUCACCUCACACUCUGAGAGAAAAGCAGCUAAAGUCCUCGGCAUUUUAGUGUCCGUGUUUCUGGUGUGUUUACUUCCAUAUUUUAUUUACAGUUUAUUAGACAAUGUUAUUGAACUACAGACAGAAACAUUUCAUUUCAUCUUGAUUUGUCUUAAUUCUACCAUUAAUCCAGUUAUUUAUGCUCUGUUUUACCCGUGGUUCAGGAGGUGCUUUAAAUUAACUAUAACUCUGCAAAUAUUCCAGACAGACUCUGCAUUAAUCAAUGUUCUUUCAUGA